CUUUCUAACCAAUGUAACGAAGAACUAUUCAGACUAAAAGUAGAUUUAUACCUAAGAAGUCUUGAAAAUAUUAUUAUCUGUGAGGAAGGAAAAAGGAAAGAAAAAGCACAGUUUCUUGAUAAAUAUAAAAAC
This is a messenger RNA of Dentiscutata heterogama, 132 nucleotides long. Lineage: Eukaryota; Fungi; Glomeromycota; Glomeromycetes; Diversisporales; Gigasporaceae. The record is from the annotation of a GenBank genome assembly.